Molecule: messenger RNA, 2430 nt
Organism: Aspergillus nomiae NRRL 13137
Lineage: Eukaryota; Fungi; Ascomycota; Eurotiomycetes; Eurotiales; Aspergillaceae
Product: glycoside hydrolase family 55 protein
Exons: 2
Coding region: 1-2430 (809 amino acids)
Molecular function (GO): polygalacturonase activity
Source: RefSeq, a predicted model, not a curated record
AUGCGUGACUUCCUCUCUCUCUUAGGGUUGGCCAGUAUGGUGGCCUCGUCGUCCGCUGCCGUCAUUCCUUCAACGUUCGCAGCAAUAUCGUCGACCAUUGCUCAAGUGUCUCAUUUAACAUGGACCGAUGCGAUCUCCGUGGAAAUCCAAAAUGGCUUUGGCAGUGUAGUUGUCGCAGCCAGCGAAACAUGCACAGGCCCGAUCAAAAGCUCCCCUACAAGCUACUGGCUCGCGGAUCAAGACCACAGCGGAAAUUCUGGUGGUUAUGCCCCCUACGUGAACAAUACAAAUUACCCUGUGUGGCGUAAUGUCCUGGAUUACGGUGCCAGCAAUGAUGGGUCCGGUAAUCAGACAUUCAAGUUGCAAAACGCCAUCAACGAUAACGGCUCGGGCGGCAGUCGUAAAAGCAGCGGCGUCACUCGUUAUCCGGCCGAGGUCUUCCUUCCCGGGGGAACCUAUCAGUUGGGUAGCACACUGGAACUACGCGUGGGCACCAUCAUUACAGGAGACCCGCUAAAUCCUCCGGUGCUCAAGGCUGCGCCGAAUUUCAAAGGUGAUACUCUGGUCAUGGGGUAUGAUUCGGGCAAUGGAAAUCCGGAAACCAGCUUCAUGACCCUGAUGAGAAAUGUAGUGCUGGACACCACGGCUCUCAGUGCGGACACAAAGAUCACAGCGCUGCAGUGGGGUGUAGCACAAGGCUCCGGCUUGACCAAUGUCCAGAUUGAAAUGCCGACCAGCUCUACGGGCCACACCGGCAUAUACAUCCAGGCUGGUUCGACCAUUGCCGUUACCGAUGUGCAAAUCAUUGGCGGUGCUGUAGGUAUCAAGAACUCUAAUCAACAGGUCAACUUCAAGAAUAUUUCAUUCAAAUACUGCACGACGGCGUUCGAAGCAGCUGGUGGCCACACGGUGCUACUACAACAGGCGACAUUUGACACCUGUGGCACCGGCAUCAACAUGACUACCAACAGUCUGGGUAGUCUCGUGCUGCUCGACUCCUCCUCUAUCAACUCUGGGCCGGUCGUUAGAUUCCACGACUCGUCCAAUGACAGCGGCAAUCGCAAUAGCCAGAUCCUUAUCGAAAACCUGUCGCAUGAGAACAGCAAUCCCAUCGCGGUCGAUAGCAAAGGCAAUGUCAAACUGGGUGCUGUCUCGCAUGUCGACACCUGGGUCUGGGGAAACGUCACUCCGGGCCAGUACCAGAGCGGAACCGGUUUUAGUACCUUGCGUCCGGGCGUGCUGCUUGCAAAUAACAAGUACUUCACAAAGGUGCAGCCCACCUACGCCGAAUAUAGCAGUGACCAGAUUGUCAAUGUAAAGGCUGCUAAAGACUACACCGUCAAGGGUGACGGCUCCACGGAUGAUAGCGCGGCGUUGAACGCUAUUUUGGCGGACAAUGCAGCAAACUGUAAGAUUACAUACUUUCCAUACGGCGUAUACCUCGUCAAGGAUACGCUCGUCAUUCCGAAGGGCUCUCGUAUCGUGGGCGAGGCCUGGGCAGUGAUUACGGGCGCGGGAGACGCGUUCAAAAACGCCGCCAAUCCGAAGCCGGUCGUGCAGAUCGGACAAGAGGGGGAUGUGGGUGUGGCUGAAAUUCAAAAUAUGAGAUUCAGUGUCGCCGAGAUUCUUCCGGGCGCGAAGAUUCUCGAGAUAAACAUGGCAGGCAGUGCACCCGGCGAUGUGGCAUUAUGGAACACUAUCGCCACCGUAGGAGGUACUGCGGAGACCACCAUUGCCAACAGCUGCACCGACCAGGAUAUGUCCCGAUGCAUGGCGGCAUUCAUGGUCCUCCAUCUCACAAAGACAUCGUCCGCGUACAUUGAGAAUUUCUGGGGCUGGACGGCUGAUCAUAACCUUGACGGUGGGCCGAUCACGAUUAUCUCCACGGGCCGUGGUAUUCUGGUCGAGGCCACCCAGGGAACCUGGCUUACUGGGACCGGGUCUGAGCAUCACUGGCUGUAUAACUACAACCUCCAUAACGCACAGAAUGUCUACGCAGGUCUUCUCCAGUCGGAGUCCCCAUAUAUGCAAGGAGACGGAGCCACACAGACUGCUCCCGCUCCAUGGACCGCUGCAUCCGAGUUUGGUGACCCCGACUUCUCCUGGUGCGGCGAAGACGAUCAGAAGUGCCGUACCUCGCUGGCAACUAACGUGGAUGGCGGGUCGGAUAUUCUUCUGUACAACUCAGCCGCAUGGGCGUUCUUCAACGGGCCCUGGGAUGGAACCUACAGCCAUCAGUGCAACGGCUCGUGUCAAACGAACAUGAUGCGCGUGGCAAACUCCCCAAGCAACCUCGUGUGGUAUUCUAUCAGCACCCGCAAGACGGACGUCAUGGUCCUGGACGAGCAAUCGAAUCCGAUCGAGUACAAUCAUCCGGGUGGAUGGGAGGCGAUUAUUCAGGCGUACCGGCAAUUUGCUGCGGCACAGUAG